Betta splendens (Siamese fighting fish) is the source of this 2302-nucleotide messenger RNA. It is a transcript of the gene prpf38b, whose product is annotated as pre-mRNA processing factor 38B. NCBI's taxonomy places the organism in Eukaryota, Metazoa, Chordata, Actinopteri, Anabantiformes, Osphronemidae. The coding region runs from base 210 to 1586 and encodes 458 amino acids. The transcript is spliced from 6 exons. Gene Ontology annotation, cellular component: precatalytic spliceosome. The record is from RefSeq and is a predicted model, not a curated record.
CGUUACACUUCCGGUGCCACCUCGCAACAGUAUUUUCGCUAAGCUGUAGCGACGGCGGGAAGUUACUACCAUCAAUUUAACAACAAAUCGGCAACAACGAAACGGACGGAAUAGUUGAAAAUCGACAAUUCACAGUUUAUUAUUGAUGGACCUGUAACCGGGAAGUCGCUAACUGUAAUCCAAGUUUAGCGGCGUGGGAUUCGGCUAACAUGGCUAAUGUCGGAAACCAGCUACCAACACAGGCCGUUAGCAAGCCUGCACCAGGAAAACAUGGCAAUGUACUGCCCCUGUGGGGCAACGAAAAGACUAUGAACCUCAACCCAAUGAUUCUCACCAAUGUGCUGUCUUCACCGUAUUUUAAAGUUCAGCUUUAUGAACUGAAGACCUACCACGAAGUUGUGGACGAAAUCUAUUUCAAGGUGACUCACGUUGAGCCGUGGGAGAAGGGAAGCAGAAAGACUGCAGGCCAGACUGGAAUGUGCGGAGGGGUACGUGGAGUUGGAACCGGUGGUAUCGUGUCUACUGCUUUUUGUCUCCUGUACAAACUGUUUACCCUCAAGCUGACUCGCAAACAACUGAUGGGUCUGAUCACACACACGGACUCUCCAUAUAUCAGAGCACUUGGCUUUAUGUACAUAAGAUACACUCAGCCGCCAGCAGAUUUGAUAGAAUGGUAUGAUGGCUUCCUGGAUGAUGAGGAGGAGCUUGACGUGAAGGCCGGCGGUGGAUGUGUAAUGACCGUUGGGGAGAUGCUGCGGUCUUUCCUGACCAAACUGGAAUGGUUUUCCACUCUGUUCCCCCGUAUCCCAGUGCCUGUCCAGAAGAUCAUUGACCAGCAGAUGAAAGCAAGGCCUCGAAAGGUUGCUCAGAAGGAAACGCAGGAGGAAGAAGCCACAUCUGCAGAGUCAGGGAGGCAAGGGGAACGACGCCGCUCCAGGACACCCAGACGAACGCCGAGCCCCCGAAGGUCACCUAAACGGUCAAGGAGCCGGAGCCACCACCGCGAGAAAGAGCGUCACGGCCCCAGCUUUGAUCGAGAACUGGAAAGGGAGCGUGACCGGCAGAGGAAGGAGAGGGAAGGCAGGGACAGGGGCGAGCGAGGGGACAGGGAAAGGCGGCGGUCCCGCAGCGCAGACAGGAACCAAGACCGCCGAGAACGCAGACGAAGUCGCAGCAGCAGCCGAGACCGGAGGAGCGAACGCAAGGACAAAGAAAGGGAGGGCGGGGACGAUAGGAGCAGGAGAAAGGAAAGGGAUCACCACAAAGAUAGAGGUGCUGAAAGGGAGAGGUCCAGGGACAAGAAGAGCAGGGUGGAGAACGACGACAGGAGGCAUAAAGACGACAGGGAGAGGCACAGAGAGGAGCGCAAGGCCAAAAGGUCAAGCCGAAGUCGAAGCAGGGAGAGGAAGCAUAAAAGCGGGGGAGAAGAAAAGAGCAGGAAAAGAGAUCGCAGCCACAGCCGAGAGAGGGACAGAGAGAGAGACGGAGAGCAGCGGUCCCACAAAGAGAGGAGUCAUCAUCAGCGGGAGUCCAGCAAUGACCAUAGCAAGCAUAGCGAACGCAGAAGGAGUCAGAGCACUGAGUAACUGCCACCCUGCAGCGACGUCACUUCUUCUGCUGUUGUGUUUUUCUUCCUUUUUCUACUUAGCUGCUCUGUCACGUGCUCAAGAGAAGGAACGUUAGCACAUCGGAUAUCUGGAGUUGUCUUCGGCCAAUGUUGCUUUACAUUUGUUUUUUUUUUUGCCUUUUUCACUCCCUGUUAGACCGUUGUUAGAUUUCAUCUACAAUUUCAAAAGUGACGAAAAUGGCAUUUUAAUUUUUCUAUGGUUCGUUCUAUUUUUGCCCCAGGAAGACGUGUUUGUACAUAAUGUUUUAGAGGCUGUCUACACACGAGUGGACAAAGUUGCAUUCACUCCUGGGUGGAGAGCAUUUUAUCAGCUCAACACCUUCCUGUAAAGAAUAACUGUGCAAAGAUCCACUUAAAAAUACUAUUCUGACCUGCACUGUGAGGUCAAAAUAAUAUUUCCAUGGUCAUUAUAUUGACGGUUUUCUUGUCUCUGUAAUGUCAUUUUACACGCUUUGAGCAGUUCAAAGUGAACCUUUGAAACCUCUGAGUAUGACACAAUCAAAUGAAGUAAUUUUGUCCAUGUUUGUGUAGACAGCCUGAGAAUGUUUCAAUCCUCUAAAGGGCAGUUUGCAAAGGGUGAUUUCUACCACACACACACACGUGAGCCCUGCUUGUGUUGUGUUCAGGUUGUUGCUCUGUUGCAUUUUGUUUUCUAAUAAAACACUUUUCCAAACA